Messenger RNA from Fraxinus pennsylvanica, 3504 nucleotides. The record is from the annotation of a GenBank genome assembly. NCBI's taxonomy places the organism in Eukaryota, Viridiplantae, Streptophyta, Magnoliopsida, Lamiales, Oleaceae.
AUGCAGAGGCAAACUGUUUCCACUCCAAGAAGGAAAUUUGAUGAAAGCUCAGAACUUCCCCUCUACAACAAGCACAAUGGCAAUCACAAGAGGGAGUUUUUGGGGUCCCGAUUGUUGGUUCAUCUGAUCCCCGUGAUUGUGCUGAUUUGCCUCUUAAUUCUCUGGUGGUGGUCUUACCCAGUGAAUUUGGAGAUCAAGAAUGGAAGAAUAAUAGCUAUUCACCGUAUAGAGAUUCCCGAGAGUGUGAAUGAAACUCGAGUUGAUCUCACGAUCCUGGCAUUGACGCUUCCACCGUAUCCAUCAAUUCGUCUGAUACAGCCAGUAAACAAUGAUACUGCUGCAGCAGAGCCAGCGAGUAUGGGCAAAAAUGUGCACGAAGCCCAUUACGGUGGAAAUCGGUGGUGGGAAUGCCACAAGAACCAAGGAAUGACUGGCAUCAAUGAGAUGGAUUCAGCAGAAAAUGAGCAGAAUCAGUCAUCACCACUCGGACAGCCUUUGCCGAGGGACUCUCGGGGAUCUUUAGAAGUGUUCAAUCCAUCAACUUAUUCUUCUUCUUCUGCCAGGUCGGUGAGUCCCGUGUUCGGAUCACAGCCCUCUUGGCAGAGCAGGAUAGACCGGCCUAAGACGUCUAAUAAUCCCGAGCCAGAAUUGGAACACAAGUUCUCUUCAAAAUCAGGCCGAACAAAUGCUGAUGAAAUCACCUCAUGGAUGGCCCUCAAGGUGCAAAAUCCUCCAUCACCACCACCAUCACAGCACCACCAGCUGUCACCGGUUUCUCAGUCAGCAAUUAUUAACCGUGAACACGACGGCCAGAAAUCUCCAGCAGGCGGAGAAGCUGGGGCUGCUGCUCAAAGAGCUGCAGAGUGGGGACUAGUGUUGAAAACUGACAGUGAGUCUGGCAAGUUACAAGGGGUUAAAGUAAGAACUUCUGGAGAUGAUCCCAAUAAACCAGGAAAUUCGAGGAGGGAUUCCGGUAACUCUGUCCGGACCUCCGGCGAUUCUGAUGAUGGAAUAGGUAAAGACAGAGGGUUUCCAAGAGUAUCAGAGGACUUGAAAGAUGCAUUAUCUGCAUUUCAACAGACAUUUGUGGUAUCAGAUGCAUCAAAACCUGAUUUCCCAAUUAUGUAUGCAAGUGCUGGAUUCUUUAAGAUGACUGGUUACACGUCCAGGGAGGUCGUAGGCAGGAACUGUCGGUUCUUACAAGGUAAGGAUACAAAUCCCGAGGACGUGGCGAAGAUCAGGGAGGCAUUAGAUUCAGGAACAACUUAUUGUGGUAGGUUGCUGAAUUACAAGAAAGAUGGGACCCCUUUUUGGAAUCUCCUAACAAUUGCACCCAUCAAGGAUGAAAAUGGAAAAGUUCUCAAAUAUAUUGGAAUGCAAGUUGAAGUAAGCAAGCACACAGAGGGCGCCAAGGAAAGGGUGACCCGGCCCAAUGGGCUUCCCGAAUCAUUGAUCCGCUACGAUGCGCGGCAGAAGGAGAUGGCGUCGAGUUCAGUAACUGAGUUACUCGAGGCAGUGAAGAAACCCAGAGCAAGGGCAUUGAGCGAAUCCACAAAUCGACCUUUAAUGCGAAAAUCUGAAGACAGUGGGCUAGAAAAAUUUGACCCCAUUAAUGGGCGAAACUCUGAAAACAAGGCUCCGGCUCACCCUGCUAGGCGCCAUUCCCAUGCCGGAACGAGAAGUUCAAUGCAGAAAAUCAUAGAGGUCCCAGAGAAGCCUCAGAAGAAAUCUAGCCGUAAAUCUUUCAUGGCGAUUUUAAGGAAAGGUAAACGAUCAAGUGCUGCUGAAGAAUUUGAGGACAAUAUUGUUACAAUGGAUGAGGAUGAUAAAGAUAAUUCUUCGGAGAGUGACGACGAUGCAAGGCCAGAUAGUGUUGAUGACAAAGUUCGAAAAAAGGAAAUGAGAAAGGGAAUUGAUUUAGCCACAACACUCGAACGUAUAGAGAAGAACUUUGUGAUUACUGAUCCGAGGCUGCCUAAUAAUCCCAUUAUUUUUGCAUCAGAUAGUUUCUUGGAACUGACAGAGUACAGUCGAGAAGAAAUCCUGGGAAGAAAUUGCAGAUUUCUUCAAGGCCCUGAAACUGAUCCAGCAACCGUGAGGAAAAUCAGGGAGGCAAUUGAUAACCAGAGAGACGUCACAGUGCAACUCAUCAAUUACACGAAAAGUGGCAAAAAGUUCUGGAACUUGUUUCAUCUGCAGCCUAUGCGUGAUCAGAAGGGAGAAGUGCAGUAUUUUAUUGGAGUGCAGCUAGAUGGAAGCGAGCAUGUAGAACCGCUUCAUAACUGUAUUCCUGAGGUCACUGCACAGGAGAGUGCUAAGCGGGUGAAAGAAACAGCUGAAAAUGUUGAUGAAGCUGUGAGGGAGCUUCCGGAUGCCAAUAUGAAACCCGAGGACUUAUGGGCAAAUCAUUCAAAAGUCGUUCACCCAAAGCCCCAUAGGAAGGGUAGUGCGUCUUGGAACGCAAUUCAAAAGAUUCUGGACAGUGGAGAACAGAUAGACUUGAAACAUUUUAGGCCAAUAAAACCACUAGGAUCAGGUGACACUGGAAGUGUGCAUCUAGUAGAACUAUGUGGAACUGAACAUCAAUUUGCCAUGAAAGCAAUGGAUAAGGGCGUGAUGCUCAACCGAAACAAGGUGCACAGAGCUUGUGCAGAAAGAGAGAUACUAGACAUGUUGGACCACCCUUUUCUUCCUGCAUUGUAUGCUUCAUUUCAGACCAAAACUCAUAUUUGUUUGAUAACUGAUUACUACCCUGGUGGAGAGCUCUUUCUACUUCUCGACAGACAGCCUACAAAAGUUUUGAAAGAAGACGCUGUAAGAUUCUAUGCUGCUGAAGUUGUAGUGGCACUGGAGUAUCUUCACUGUCAAGGUAUAAUUUACAGGGAUUUAAAGCCUGAAAAUGUUUUGCUUCAAGGCAACGGGCACGUGUCUUUGACAGACUUCGAUUUGUCCUGUUUAACUUCUUGCAAGCCCCAGCUUUUGAUUCCAGAAAUAAAUGAAAAGAAAAAGCAUCAAAAGGGUCGACAGGCUCCAAUCUUCAUGGCCGAACCAAUGCGAGCAUCAAAUUCUUUUGUUGGGACUGAAGAAUACAUAGCUCCGGAAAUCAUUACUGGAGCAGGUCACACUAGCGCAGUCGACUGGUGGGCCCUUGGCAUUCUGUUAUACGAAAUGCUCUAUGGAUACACACCAUUCAGGGGAAAGACGAGGCAGAAGACAUUUGCCAACGUUCUGCAUAAGGAUCUUAAAUUUCCUGCUAGUAAAGAUGUUAGUCUCCAAGCAAAGCAAUUAAUGUAUCGAUUGUUGCACAGAGAUCCCAAAAACAGGCUAGGAUCACGAGAAGGAGCAAAUGAAGUGAAGCAGCUUCCAUUUUUCAGGGGUGUAAAUUGGGCUCUUGUCCGUUGCAUGAAUCCUCCUGAGCUUGAUGCCCCUCUUUUCGGCGCAAAUGAGGAGGAAGACAAAUUUGUUGAUCCUGGAUUACAGGAUUUACAAAUAAAUGUUUUUUGA